Messenger RNA from Closterium sp. NIES-65, 2508 nucleotides. Lineage: Eukaryota; Viridiplantae; Streptophyta; Zygnematophyceae; Desmidiales; Closteriaceae. The record is from the annotation of a GenBank genome assembly.
AUGGUGUUCUUCCACAAGCGCAAAGCAUGCUCAACUCCAGACCGGCCGCGCGCCGCGUCAUGGGAGCGGUGCGUGGUGAUGGUGCUGCUGCCGCUCAUGGUGCUCUACACCGUGGGCCACUGGAUGGCCCCCUCGUGCAACCCUAACGUCGCCGUCAUGCUCGAGAGCCGCUCGCUCGCCAUGAGCGCGAAGAAACUUUCUAUGGGCUUCUGGCAGACCACGGACGAGUCUGACAGGGAGAAUGGCGACGCGCGCUCGAAGCUGUUUCUAGACGAAGACCCGUGGAAAUGCGACGCGAGCGAUGCGAUCGGCGAUUGCCCUGUGCGACGAGCCGACGCGGUCUUCGUGGCCGCGGGCUCUGUGUCGCAGCGUGUGCACGCGGUGUGCGCGGCGUACGCGCUGACGGCCGUGACCAACAUGCCGACGCUCGCCCUCUGGCCCGCCGACCGCCACCUGCCCGCCACCACGUUCCGCCACCUCUUCCGCCUCGCGCACGACCCCGCGCCUUCCCCCGCGUCAUCCCGCGCGCGCGGCGAGAGCGGGCGCGAGGGGGGCGUGUGGGUACAGGACACGCCCGCCGAGGCGGGCAUGUUGAGGCGCGCGCUCAAGGGCCGCCGACGGGUGGCGUUCAUGCCAUGCAAGAACACGACGGACGGCAAGCCCGCGCCGUCCGCCAGCGGGCUGCCGUUCAAGGUCUUUCUGUCGCCGGCCGUGCGGGAGAAAUCCACCGGCCCCCUGCGCGUCGACGCGUGCGCGUUCGAGCGCGAGGUGGACUCGUGUCUGGCCGCGAUUCGCCCGUCGGCCGCCGUGGCGGCGAUUGUGGUGGAGGAGGACCUGGCGCGCGUGGCGGCGUCCAGUGCCGUGCUGGUUGACCCACCUUCCUUUCCCUUUCCUCAUUUCCGCUGCCCCCCUCCUUUCCCCUGCCCCCCUCCUUUCCCCCUGCACACUGCCAACAAUGGCACCUCUCUCCUCCUCGCUCUCUUCACCCACCAGCAACUGACACAAGGCGUGUGCUCCGGCUGCACCGCCAACUCCAACCGUUCUGCACCGCACUGCGCCAUGCGGCGAGUGACAAUGGAGUAUCUGUACGACCCAGCAGUGAGCUUCACAGCGGGAGGCCUCAACACGUCGGACGUCACGGUGCUCAGCAGCUACUUCAGCCCUCUCAGAACCCCGCUCGUGCUCAAAAGCACCCAGCAGCGGAAUGCGUCGUGCCGCGUCGGGGGAGUGGAGGGGAGGGAAGAGGGGGAGGGUGAGAGGAGGGAGUUGGUGGAGAGUGGGGAGGAGGAUCGGGUGGUAGGCGGAGUGAAUGGGAGCGUGGUGGCGGGGGGAGGAGGUGCAGGGCUGGUGGUGCAACGCGGGUUGGAUCGAGCGCUUGGGGCGCAAGUGACGAGGUGCAGCCAGCUGCAGGUGGCAGAGCUGUUCACGCUCAGCUUCGCCCGGGGGCUGCUGGCAGUGAACCGAUCCUCCAUAGAAGCGCGCUUCGUUACAGCGCAAGGCCGCGCGCGGUCGGCGUCGUUCGGCGUGCACCGGUCGGUGUGCGAGUCGGUGGAGCUGCGGCCAAUUAUAAAACAGAAGUGGGCCAUGUUCACUCAAGUGGAAGGCAUGUCACACGCCUCGCCAGAGACUCUAAAGCUGGUGGGUGCAUCAAGCCCAAUGCGCUCCACGGCCCAUGCCCAUUCCUUCCCCCUCUCCAUUCCUCCUCCCCUCCCAUUUUUUCCCCCUGCCAUGCCUUCUUUCGUGCGCCCUUCUCCAGAAAAACUUAAGCUCAUGGUGUGCACGAUGCCCAAGGUAGCAGCCAACUCGUGGCUCAUGUGGCUGCGCGCCAUGCUGGGGCAGCCGCACCCAGAGGACCCCAUUCUCGCGCUGGACCCGCGGCGGGCGGGGUGGCACAUGCUGACGCUGCACUUCACGGAGCAGCAGGCGGUGCAGCAGGUGACCCGCCCGGACUUGUUCAAGUUCACCUUCGUGCGCAACCCCUUCUCCCGCGUGCUCUCCGCCUACUCCAACAAGCUCGUCAUCACGGAUGCGCCCCAUAACAAGACCGGGCCCGGGUCCAGAGAGUAUUGGAACGAGCAAUUCUUCAAGUACAUUCGGCCGCAUUGGGAGAAGGUGAAGGGAAAGGACGACCUGGUGUCGUUCCCUGACUUUGUGAAGCUCGUGGCGAAGCUCAUGCAGAACCACCGCUGGCGCAUGGACCGCCACAUUGCAUCCCAGUCGGACAUUUGCUUCAUGGACAAGAUCAAGUACGACUUUGUGGGGCGGUUUGAGAAUCUGGAGGAGGAUGCCAAGUAUGUGGUGAACCGAUUCGGAGGCGACCAUCUCGACAUCUUCAACUUCGGGGUCAACGCGCACCAGACCCGCGCCGACACCAAGCUUGCGAAAAAAUACGACAAGGAAACAUACGAGCUGGUGAAGCGAGUGUUCGCGCGCGACCUACACAUCCCUCUCAACAACAUCACUCAACAAGCCCCCUCUGUCCUUGUGGACAUGUUCGAGACAAAAUAA